This is a messenger RNA of Belonocnema kinseyi, 1677 nucleotides long. It is a transcript of the gene DEF8, whose product is annotated as differentially expressed in FDCP 8 homolog. The transcript is spliced from 8 exons. Lineage: Eukaryota; Metazoa; Arthropoda; Insecta; Hymenoptera; Cynipidae. The record is from RefSeq and is a predicted model, not a curated record. The coding region runs from base 160 to 1584 and encodes 474 amino acids.
GCCAUGCGUAUUAAUUCUCAGUGACGUCAUCUGCAAUUUUGACAAUUGAGAGGAUGAUCGUAUAAUUUUAGAAAAAAAUCCAACUAAAGACGAAUGUAGAAUAGAAGUGAAUGGAAAAAGAAUUGUCUUUGUAGUUUUGUUGAACGCAACUGCAUAAAAAUGAAUUUAAGUUCCCAACAAGACUAUAAUUUCCCAUCAAGAACCAGAACAGACAGUUCAGGAACCGGAGCAUCCACUCCUUCAUCUGCAUCAGAUUACAUUACGGGAGAAGGAGAUGAUAGUUCUGAUAGCAGAGGGACUGUUCCCUGCACUCUAAAAUCCGUUGAAAAUUUGCUUUCACUCUCAAAGGUCAUUACACAAGACGAGCUAGAGGAAAUGGUUCAAAAGUGCAAGCAGAUGGUUUUGGAAAGUGCAGAAUGUUCAGAAGAAAGAAAGUGGUUGGUCAGAAGAUUAAUCGAGUUACGAUUAAGAGCUCAAGAAUUGCGAGAAGCUUCUAACGCGAGUCUUAUGGAAACUCGUGUGAUUUUAGGACAUCAUCUAGUACCCCAAAAAUACCAAAUACCAGUUUCCGGUUCUGUAUACUGCGAUCACUGCAGUGGUGCAAUUUGGACAAUGUUGCAAUCUUGGUACAUGUGCAAUGAUUGCGGCUUCUGCAGUCACUGGAAAUGCUUGGGCAACAUUUGCCGUGUUUGCGUUCAUGUUAUUGCGAGCGAGGUCAGAGGAUAUACUUACACAAAAGAUAUUUGCCCUGAACGUGGACUGUCAGCUCAAGGUUAUCGCUGCGCAGAGUGCAAAACCCGAAUAACUUUCACACACUUUAAAGGACUAUCACUCUCAUGUUUUGGGAGUCCUUUUAAUUACCCAGACUCAGGAUAUGCCGAACCUCGUCUUUGCGACUACAGUGGCUUAUUUUAUUGUCAGAGAUGCCACUGGAACACAUUCGCAGUGAUUCCAGCGAGGGUAAUAAGAAAUUGGGAUAUGGAACCUCGUCGCGUUUGUCGAGCUGCUGCCCAACUUUUAAAUUUGCUCCAGGAAAGACCGGUCCUACUUUUAGAGGAAUUGAAUCCAAAACUCUUCACUUUAGUUCCUGAUUUGUCGAUCGUUAAAAGACUUCGAGAAGAGCUCCAGAUGAUGAAGCAUUAUUUGGUCCUUUGUCCCGAAGCCAUUGAUCAAGGUUUGCCUUGGCGAGUCGGACUCCGGACGCAUUUCUUGGAAAACUCUGGCAGUUAUUCUGUAAAAGACCUCGUGGAUCUGCAGAGUGGACUUUUAAUGGAAGAACUCCGAACUGCUCAUGAUAAUAUGAAAAAUCACAUUACCGAGGAUUGUCAAUUGUGUAAAGGAAGAGGACAUCUUUGCGAACUUUGCGGAAACGAUGAGGUGAUUUUCCCUUGGGACGUAAGUGCAAUUUCCUGUCGGAUAUGUUCUGCAGUUCAUCAUCGAGUUUGCUGGACAAAAAAGGAUCAUCAUUGUCCGAAAUGCCGCAGAAUCGAACAACGCCGUUCAUUACUAGAUAAUUCGAUUGAUUUGAAUGAAGACCAAGUAGUCGGUUAUGAUAGAAUUGAUAAAGAUGAUUCGGUAUCGUAAUUUAAUUCAUACAAAGCUAUUCUAUUCAGUCUCGAUAUGUUUAUAUUGUACAUAAAAAAGCUUAUUUAAAUACAUUUUAAUCACUUCUUUCUA